Messenger RNA from Meloidogyne enterolobii, 1379 nucleotides. The record is from the annotation of a GenBank genome assembly. Lineage: Eukaryota; Metazoa; Nematoda; Chromadorea; Rhabditida; Meloidogynidae.
AUGAAAUUUUGUCGUUCAUUAAAUUUAUUCUUUAUUCAAAAACGACGAAUCAGUCACAAUAGUUUUCAUAUUACAACGCCUAUUUUUUACGUUAAUUCAGUUCCUCAUAUUGGUCAUAUCUAUAGUGCGCUUUUGGUGGAUGCACUUUUUCGAUGGAAUUUGAUGCGUUGUGGAAAUUCUCCGAACCAGCCGUUUCCACCCAAUUUUUAUUUUUCCACGGGGACAGAUGAGCACGGAAAGAAGAUUCAAGAUGCUGCAAAUGCAAAGGGAUUACUACCUAAAGACCAUUGUGAUGUUGUUAGCAGCAUGUUUAUGAAUGUCUUCAAAAAAUUUGGCAUAAAGUAUACGCGAUUUACUCGAACAACUUCUCCCGAACAUGUUGAGGCUGUAAAUCAUUUUUGGAAUUUGUUGGACAAAAGGGGUCAUAUUUUCAAACGUUCAUAUGAAGGUUGGUAUUCUUCAGUUGAUGAAUGCUUCUACGACGACUACGAAGUAAUUGAUCAUACUGCAACUAAUGGAGAGCAAACAAAAACAAAAUCACUUGUUUCAAAAAUUUCAGAAGAAAAUUAUGCUUUUGAUUUAUCGCGAUUUUAUGAACAAAUUCGUAAUUGGGCUAAUCAACCAGGAGUGAUAUAUCAAUCUCAUUUAAUCUCAUAUAUUGAUGAUUUUAUGUCCAAAGAUUCGGCUGCUCAAAUUUCAAUUUCUAGACCCAUAAGCAGAUGUUCUUGGGGUAUUCCUGUUCCAAAUGAUGAUUCACAGACGAUUUAUGUUUGGUUUGAUGCAUUAGUUAAUUAUCUUACUGCUGUUGGUUAUCCUAAACAAAUAGCUUCGUGGCCACCAACUAUUCAAAUCUUAGGCAUUGAUAUUUUUAAAUUUCACGCAAUUUAUUGGCCUGCAUUUUUACUUGCAGCUGAUUUACCUUUGCCAAAGAAAUUACUCGUUCAUGGACAUUGGCUCUCUGGAAGAAGAAAGAUGUCAAAAAGCCUUGGAAAUGUUUUUUGUCCUUUAAAAACAGCCGAAAUAACUUCUGUUGAUGGACUUCGCUACUUUUUACUGAAGCAAAUACCUUAUGAACAUGGAGUACUUGGCCUACUUAUUUACAAGAUUUUUUUAUCGUUAUUUAUACAAUUUGUUUUUUAUCUGGUUUUCACUGUUUUCGUGUCGUUCCUUAAGAAAUUUCUUCCAUUUCGUAUGCCGGGUUUUCUGUUCCUUUACUGUUAUUUGUCGUUUUAAUCGGAGAACAUAUAUGAAUAGGGACCUAAAUGCUUAUAAUUUUUUCGGUUUUCAAAGUAUUUCUACCCACAUUAAGUUUAUCUAUGGUUUCUUUGAGCAUGAAAUUGACUCGCUUAUCUUCCUUUUGGUUAUUCUUUAUUCCUCUU